Paramacrobiotus metropolitanus is the source of this 3973-nucleotide messenger RNA. RefSeq names its product axonemal dynein light chain domain-containing protein 1-like. The transcript is spliced from 6 exons. The coding region runs from base 378 to 3818 and encodes 1146 amino acids. The record is from RefSeq and is a predicted model, not a curated record. Lineage: Eukaryota; Metazoa; Tardigrada; Eutardigrada; Parachela; Macrobiotidae.
CGACACUGUGAGGAUUCUGUAGCACUUUAGAGCGUCUAGAUUGGAUGGGUGGAACGGGAGAACAUUCGAGACAACGACAAAGUGUCGAGGACCCUUGUUACUUAGUUAGUAUUCAUAUAAUAUAAAAAUAUUGACCUGCAGCUCAUUUCAUUGGUAACUCACGUUACACUAACCCGCAAUUCCUCACUUUCAACGCGAGUUACUAACCAAAACGGUAUACACAUGUAGUUGUGUUUAUUUCCACCAUAAAAGAGAUCCGGACUACGAAUUUUUUUGUCAGUCCUGAAAACUACCAGCGCAGCACGAUGGAACUUCGUAAACGCUGUCUGCACCAUUACUUGUGAUCUCGUCGCACUUUUCAUACCGUAAAGACAGAAAUGGCACAUUCUGACCCAGUCUACUUGUCUGCUUAUGACGUUCUUCGGGAACUCUCCAUUCCCCCCGCGCCCGAUCAUGAUAGUGGGAGAAGGUUGAGCACUAUAACUUCAGAGCAGCUGGCUGCAUUCGAUGAGCCACCGCGUAGUUUUAUGCGAACCACCUUAGCCUUAGAACAGAACAGUUCCACAAAAGAUUCCGUCGUUGGCAGUAUCGACCGAGCAUGGAUGUACAAAAGCGGUCGAGACAAACUGUCGCAUUUGUUGGACGCUCCGCCUUGCAUUUGCGGCGCCACGGCCCGACUGCUCGUGAACAAAUCCAGAAAAGGCACACUUGCUAUUAUCCACGACACGCAUCGCCAUAUUGAUCCCCAAGGAUGGAGAAACGACUGGCAGGUAGGGACACUGCAGACCGAAGAAAUCGAGCAAAAAAUGAAGGUCAAAGUCCCUUCAGUGGAAGUGGAGGAAGACAGCUACACCGUACGUGUAACGGAUCAUCCCGAACAUAAAAACACAUUGCCGAAUCUUCAACCAGCAUCCGUACACCAAAUGAUGGCCUUGCUUAAUAACGCCGAGCAGCUGGUAGCAGCAUGGUCUUUUCGCGCUGCAGAUGGUGGUGAUGCGUUGUAUGAUGACGACGUCAAUCAGCCAAUCCAUAUCCUGCGUCUGUUGCAAAUUGUACACGAAGAGCAAAUGCUGUACAAUGCCCUCUUUUACGAAGUUAUCCGCCAGUGCACGGUACAUUGCGCUGAACGAGGUCACAUUCUUUCGGAUCUGCGAAGAUGGUAUGCGGACUUAUUUAGUCAGAUUCCUUCAUAUCUAAUAAACAUCCACAACGAAAUGUUGGUUCAGCGUUCUAUUGAGCGCCGGCUGGCGGAAGUGUUUAUCGGUUACAAACAAUGGUGGAACGCCACUAUCUUUCAGUUUGAAAAGUUUAAGGAUGUAAAACCAGUCAUCCAACGGCUUCGCGAAAUUACAGACGAAGCAUCAACACCGGAGCGAUUAAUUUCCCUCGACGAGAGCGGACAGCUUUUUAGGCAGUAUUCCAAACUCUUUGCUGCACAACGUGCCAGUUUAGAGCAGGAUCAACAAGACAUGCGGUUUGAGAAGCAGAUCUGGCAAGACGUAACGUACCAGUUAGUAGGAGAACUGGUGCACGAUCCACAGUACAGCUUGUUCAAGUCCAUCCACACAGCCCAGACGCAGUGGCACACAGGCGCACAGCAAGCUUACCAGGCAAUUUUGCUAAAUGACCAAAGAGCAAUUUUGGAACUACGAGAGUUAACAAAACGCUGGUUGGGAAGUCUGGGUCAUCUAGAAUCGCGGUUACUCGAUUACGACAAAGAGAUGGUAAAAAUUCUUGAAGAUGUAGGAGACGAACUGCAAAUGUGCCUCGAUCUAUUUCUGGCGCGAGAGUCAUUGUAUGACGAAGAGCUAAUUGGUAAUGUGCGAGGGUACUUUAAAAAGUGGAACCUUGGGCUGAAUGGGAUUCUGAAUAAGUUCAAAGCAGACGAAUCGGAACGCAACCUAAAAUUUCUUCAGCAAAUUCAUUCCGAUUUUGAAACUUUGGUACAUCGUGCUCUUUCUCUACUCGUCACACAAUAUCAAAGGGAACAGGACCGAGGCGCGAAUUUGAGUCGAGUGCGCCACGAAACCGAGAGCGUCCGCAUAUUGAAUGCUACUAAACCGGAUUAUUUUGCAAAGCAUACGUCCAUCGAGGAUAACCAUUUCCAUAGGCUUUCGGCAGCUGGGCUAGCAGAUUUUGCUCAGAAUAGUCCCUUGACCGAUCCCGAAAACUUCCCACUAGAAUUAAACGACGAAGAAUUUGCGACGUCCGUUGCGUUAUUUGGGAAAUCUGCAAGGUUUCAGGAUGUUGCGAAAUUAAAGCUAUUGAGAGAUUCUCAACUUUAUGCCGGCACGUACACGAUAUGGAAAAUGUACGAAGCGGUUCGGCUGAUUGCUGAAAACAAAAUUAUUGGUGGAACGGGGAUCCCAUUAGAGGUUACUCAAAUGGAAGAACGAUUUGAGCACCUCCGAACCCUUACGGCAAACGAAACGUACUUUAUCGGCGCUGAACCAGGGAGAUUCCACAGCGCCGCUUAUGCUUUACUGCAUCAGCUGAAAGACUUGGCCAGUCGAAUUAGAGAUCCCGCUUAUGUAUUGGCCAAACAAGCUAAAUAUGCUACCACUACCAUUCGGCGGUUUAUAAAUAAUGCUCGGACUUGGUUCUUAUUUUGCGAAGGCGGCAUGGAAGCACGAAUCCAAAAUAUCUUGCACGAUAUCGAAUUUAUAUCAGAAAAUAUGCUGCGACUGGAACUGAAGUUGAUGACCGCACUUGUUCCUGAUAAAGGUUUUGAGGAAGAGCGGUAUCAGCAUCUGUACAAGAAGCAAACUGAGAAGACGAUCACCGAUCGCUUGGAGCAAGCAGUAUUGCAGUAUACCGCUGUCAGCCGAGAAGCCGGUAAUCUGUCACGAAUGUUAGACGAGCAGACUGCCAAUGUUAAGCUCGGUCCGACUACCGGUACUGCGCCGCAAAAGGUUAUCCCUUGGUGUGAAAAUUGGAACGGGAUAGUUUUGACCUUAAUAGACCAUGCUUACCGCCGCAACAAAGUUCACAGGAGCGAUAUAUCAGCUUUGCCAUUAAUAAAGUACCUGCAGAAACUUCGAAGUAUGGAAGAGAAAAAUGAGAAAUGUUUCAACGUUGACGACCUUUAUCUGCUGAUCGAAAACAACGAAAACAAGAGGGAUUUUGUGGAGCUGCGACUGCAAGGGGACGAGGUCAACUUAUAUGUUAAACCGUUUUGCUUGUUUAUGAACGAAAGAAGCGCAAACGACACAGACGAAAAUUGUGUCAAAAAGCAUCUAUCAAAACUGACCACUGAUUUGAAAAAGCAACAAAUAAUAAAUGGACAAAUUGAAAAACGGGUUCAGGAUCUGCAUUUGGCCAUUCUAGAAGCGAAGCGAUCCUUUGAUAAAAACAAAACAUUAGCGUACUACUUGGGCAUCGACAAGCCUUUGAAAGAGACAGUUGCACCUCAGUUUACUGAUGUCGCUAUCGACGAAAUGGAAGCUCUUCUAAAGACAACGCCACCGGACGCUUUGAAACAACAGGCCGAAACGGACGUUUUGGCAUUACGAACUUUACCCAGCUGGGAAAAGCUGACCUGUGAGAGAGGGGAAAGCGCUGUGGAUGGACCAAAACGCCCAUUUGAUUUCGAAAGCAGGAUGAUUAAACUUAAAAAUGAUCUGAAGGAAUCUGAAGAGAAACUGCAGAACAAGCGAUUUUUAAUAACUCCGUUUAUUCGAAACCAUGACGAGCAAAAGCAGGUCUUGCAUAAAAAAAGAGCAGAGCGGGAGGCGAGUAAAGUAAAACGGCGACAGCUUGGUAGAAACUCAAGAUCGAGGAGGCGAUCCAGAAGCAGCAGUGUGCACAAUCAAGGAUAAGCUGCUUGUUAUUUGUUGCUUGCUGCUUUUUUGUCCGUGCGGCCGGCUGCCUGUUAUUUGUAUCCUUAAAUUUUUAAGGGACGUACAGUUUUACUUGGUGAAAGAAACUAAAUAAAGAUGCAAGUGUAUGUAAUUUUGAAUCCGAAGCUCAUAUU